UUAUAUGGCAACCCUUGCGAAGUGAAUGUGUGCCAAAAGAGAAUAGAAUAGAGGCCGCCCUUCGCGAGGCCAAUAUCUAGCGCCAAUAAAAAAUUAACAAAUAAACAAAUAAUAACGAGCCCGAAAAGAAAUUGUUUUCAAUGUGCGUAAUGUGGUGCUUGGUGCGCGGGUGUGUGUGUGAUAAACUGUUUGUUUACGCCUAAGCUACAGACAGACAGACAAGCAAAUAAAAUAAGCAAAAUCAGAAGAAGUGGCCCAAGAAUUAGCAAAGCAAAAAUAAAGGCAAACCCUUCGGACUCGUGCGAUUUUUCGCCCACGAUUGCGAGAGCAGAAAAAGGCCGCGCGAAAAGCGAGCGAGUCAUAAACAUUCGCGGGCUAAUCAGAUGGCCAGCGGAUCGAGCAGCUAAUUAACCGGCGUACCGCGAGUGCUAUACAGUGUGUCACUAAAGUCACUUCCCAAGUAAUUUAAUAACAUAUAAAGAAAACAGGAUUUAUUGAGAAUCCGAUCAUCGAAGCUAAUCAAUAUGUUCGCUGGACAACAACGCAUCAGCAACCAGAAGUAAAAAGAGCGAAAGCUAAGCGAAACAUAAGUUUAGCAACAUGUUGCCGAGCGCCAGCCUCAUGCUGCUGGCACUGCUCGGUGCCCUCGCAGAGGCAAAACCGGAACACGAGUGCCCCAGCAUCGAUAUCCGGAAUGAUUGCAAGAAUUUGCACCAACUGGACAACUGCACCGUGGUGACUGGCUACCUCAUGAUCACACUGAUCACCUCCGAUCUACAGUGCAACUACUCACAAUACUCGUUCCCCCUGCUGACCGAGGUAACCGAGUUCGUUGUAUUCACGGGGGUGCGUGGCUUGACCAACAUUACGGAGAUGUUCCCGCAUCUUACAAUUAUCCGGGGCCGACGUCUGUUCCUCAACUACGCCCUUGGCGUGACCAGCAUGCCUGACCUCGAACAGAUAGCCUUCCCACAAUUGAUGGCUAUACAAAACGGACAGGUGUUCAUCGGCAACUGUCCAAAGCUCUGCAACACGGAUCGGGUCAACUGGGAUCUCCUUACCUUGAGCACUGGCGACAACCAAAUCAUUGCUACGGGCAGCAACUGCAGCUCCCCGGUUUGCACCGGCUGCGCCUCCUCCCACUGCUGGUCCAACAUAUACUGUCAGCGCUCCCUAAACGAAAACAUUGCCAAUCCCAAAGCCAACAUAAACUCAUGCCAUGAGGAGUGUUUGGGAGGCUGCAGUACUCACUCAACGUCCGCCGCGGACUGUACUGUCUGUCGUGGACUCAGCGAUGCCGGGACAUGUGUUAAAAGCUGCCCGACGGAAAAGUAUGUCCUAGAGCAUCACCAACGGUGCUACUCUAAAAAUGAGUGCGUAAAAAAGCACGGAUAUUUCGUCUACGAAUCUCAGUGCGUGGCUUUCUGCCCCAGCGGAUUCAGGGCGAACAACCAGUCCGAGUGCGUGGAGUGUGGUCCCGAGGAGGCUUGUAUCAGCUUUUGCACGCCAGAGCCUCCGGCCGAUGUGUUUACCAUAAACAACCUGGCCGACGCCGAGAAGGUGCGCGGCUGUCAGAUAUUUAACGCAAGCCUGAUCAUUACCAUUCGCCAAAAGUUGAACGAGUCGCAGCUGGUCCAGAGCUUCACCGGCAUCCGCGAGAUUCGUGGUUACCUUAAAGUGUAUCGCUCUUCUGAGCUGCGAAGUCUAAAGUUCCUCAGUAACCUGGUUCGCAUCCACGGCGAUCCCAUGGAAAGUCGCCGAUACUCCAUAGUACUCUACGACAACAGGAGACUGUCCGAGCUAUGGGACCCUGACCACAAACUUGAGCUCAUGGAUGGCGGCAUGUUUAUGCAUCGCAACAAUAAGCUGUGCAAUCGCCUAAUGCUUGGCUUCCAAAGAGGAGUGAUACACGACAGGGCCUUGGACUCACUCCAAACUAACGACCAGGAAGUAUUGUGCAGUCCGUCAAAGCUGCAGUUAAAUGUGCAGAAACGCACCUAUAGAACUAUAAAUCUGAGUUGGUUAAAGUCACAGACUAGCCAAAGACUCGAAAUCAUCCACAGGCCGCUGCCUCCGGGUAAACUGUAUCACGAGGAGAGUGAACUAGAGGCGCCUGUGUGCACCCGCAUCAAUUGGAAGCGCCAAUUGCUUUUCCAUGACGAGCUGCACGAGAACGGCACGCACUACUUCUUUGAGUUGGACUCCCUGGAGCCGGACACGCGGUAUGCUUGUCUGCUGCGUACUUUCGGGGAUGACAACAUGCAUGAGGCGCGUAGUGAUCUAACCUACGUCCAGACGGAACGCGACAUUCCGAAGGCCCCUCUACUGCAGUUGGUCAAGAAGACGGACAGUUCGCUGAGUGUGCGGAUGGCUGCCCACGACCAUGAUAGCUUCCUAUUGACAGUGUUCGAACUGGCCGACGAUCAGGCUUACAUAGAGCAACGAAACUAUUGCCACCAGCCUUCGUACGUCUGGCAGGACAUGGACAGUGCCCAAUGGCUGGCGUUCGAGGACUAUGACGACUGCUGUGCUCACAAGGAGGAGCAAGCGGAGGACGCACGCUUCAUUGCGGACAUGCGGGACCUAUAUAGCUGCACGCUGGACGAUCUCAAACAGUGCCGCGAACUAAACUUAGACGAGGCAACCUUGCCGCAGUAUCGUCUUCCGGGCAACACCUCGGAGUACGAUCUGCGUCAGCUGCAUCGGUAUCGGUUGUACGCCCUGCAGUUGCAGGCGUGCAACGAGCUAGGAUGCAGCUCCCAUACGGCGCUGCAUGAGCGAACCAACUACACGAUGGGAGCAGAUCAACUCACCCAUUUACAGGGCUGCUACGUUCCGGAGACACAGAAGUACAUUAUACGCUUCCAAGAGCCCCAGCAGCCCAACGGUCUGGUGGUCAACUACGUGAUUCACUACCGCAAUAAAUUCAACCAGACGCACACGGGCUGCGUGACGAGGCAGGAGCAUGCCAACGCCGGUUACGUGUUCGCGGAGCACUUGAACAUAACAUACACGGACUGUGCUGUUCGAGUCCACUCCCUGGCCGGGAAUGCAAUAACGCCCUACGUGCCCAUUACUCACUGCACGGAUGAGGAGCAGCAGCUGGCCCACAGCCGGCCGGUUAAAGAACUGAUCGAUCAUGAUAUCUCCUAUGUGCCAGUCACGGCGGCGCACGCCCGCGGCAUCAGCAUAUUCCUAAUAUGUUUCCUCUUCGGCUGCGGUGCAUCGCUGGUCUGGGUACUUUACAAGCGACGUUGCUGGCAGAAGUGGCCAGGACUUCGGCGCUACAUGCCCAUCCGGGAGCAGUGGCUGCGAGAACGCCAGCAGACCGAGGAUCGAGAAAUUCUCGUCGACGGCUUUGAGACGGUUCGUUUUCAGAACAACAACAACGGCAAUGCUGACGAUUAUCCCAUGUAAACGAUAAUAAAUGUAACUUACCACGAA
This is a messenger RNA of Drosophila serrata, 3444 nucleotides long. Its product is annotated as protein CG10702. The record is from RefSeq and is a predicted model, not a curated record. Gene Ontology annotation, molecular function: protein binding. Lineage: Eukaryota; Metazoa; Arthropoda; Insecta; Diptera; Drosophilidae.